Molecule: messenger RNA, 225 nt
Organism: Protopolystoma xenopodis
Lineage: Eukaryota; Metazoa; Platyhelminthes; Monogenea; Polystomatidea; Polystomatidae
Source: the annotation of a GenBank genome assembly
AUGCAUGAUUAUUUUCAAGGUUGGACCGUGGACGUCGAUUGGCCGAAUGCCCAAUCAGAAGUAAUCCCAGCCUGGUUCCACAUCUGUCCGGAGAGCUGUAUAGACGUAUCUUUUAAGAUCUUGCUCGAUUCGGCCGCUGUACCGGUUCAUCACCCGGACCUGGUCAUCACGACGAUGAGCCAAUAUAUUGGCGGAGCCUCAGACCCUAUGUGGGCUGUCGAUUAA